Messenger RNA from Dendronephthya gigantea, 840 nucleotides. RefSeq names its product alpha-1A adrenergic receptor-like. Gene Ontology annotation, cellular component: membrane. The coding region runs from base 57 to 833 and encodes 258 amino acids. Gene Ontology annotation, molecular function: G protein-coupled receptor activity. The transcript has a single exon. Gene Ontology annotation, biological process: G protein-coupled receptor signaling pathway. The record is from RefSeq and is a predicted model, not a curated record. NCBI's taxonomy places the organism in Eukaryota, Metazoa, Cnidaria, Anthozoa, Malacalcyonacea, Nephtheidae.
UCUGUCUAACACUCUAUCCGAGAAAAAUUGCCAAGAUCUUUCUCCGAGAUCAAUCAAUGAAGAUUGGUUUAUAUUCGGCAACUUUAGUUUUGCUUCUUCUUUCCAUGAUGUUUCUGCUGUUCAUUACCGUCGAUAGAUACGUGUUCAUUGCAAAGCCUUUGAAAUACCCAUUGAUCGUAACAUUCAGAAAAAUUAAAGUAGCUGUCCUUUGUAUUUGGCUGGUUGCAGCGUCUUUGCUUUCAGUUUUUGUUUCUGUCUACAUAGUGGGCGGAAAAUCGGUAUAUAAUAAAUUGCAAUUGAAGCCGUUUCACAUAUUUCUAUUGCCAACUCCCAUUGCUAUCAUUGCAUUUCUGAACUACAAGAUGUUAAAGAUCGUUCGAGAGCAGCGACAACGAAUGGCUUCAGAAACUGGGCUACAGUCUGAGCAAGUAAAGUUGGAAGACAUUCAGCCGGCUGGACCAACACAGAGUAGUGAUGAACAACAAAGACCAGCACAAGAACGCGAAGAAAAAUCAAACUCCGAACAUACGGAGCGAUCGAGCGAGCAAUACAUAGGCUGGUUACAUCACAUCGUAAAAGAAUUGAAAGCAGUAAAAACAUUCGCCAUUAUCUUCGCUAUACUGACGUGUUGUUUUGUUCCAUAUAUCAUCAUUAUGUUGCUUAAAUCAUUUUGCUGCACGUGUUUCCCGCGCAACAAUCACGCAAAGGAUAUUGUUCUAGAACUGAUUGGUAUAAACUCAAUUGCUAAUGCCUUCGUAUAUGCAUUAAGACAUAGAAGAUACAGGAAGGCUUUUCUGAAGCUUUUUUCUACCUUUCAGGCGCGCCUGAAUUAACUUAAAG